AUGGCGUCUUCGAAGCAAUACAAGACAGAGGAAGCCGAGGCAGCCGCGAAGCUUGCGGCGACCGAUCUCGAAGAAGUGAACAGAGAAAAGAGGUACGAGGAAAACAAAGGCGUGUCCACUGAGCAGCAACAAGAAGAGAAGCCGGGGGUUAUAGGAACGGUGUUGAAGGCGGUCGAGCACGUGAAAGAAGCGGUCAUCGGAAAGAGCCCGGAGACGACGAGGGACGGCGAGGACAGAUACGCCGAGGAGAAGUUGGCGAGAGCUAGAGAAGAGAAGGAGGAGGGAAGAGAUCGGAGUUCCGAGACAACUCAGAAGGCGAAGGAGACGACGGAGGAGGCGGCGAGGAAGAUAGAGGAGUACAAGGAGUCGGCGAAGGAGAGGGCGGAGGAGGCGGCGGAGAGGACGAAGGAGAAGGCGGAGGAGACUAAAGGAUCGGUGAAGGAGAGGGCCGGGGAGUACGCCGAGAAGGCGAAGGAGACUAAGGAGUCGGCGAAGGGAACGGUGAGCGAGUAUGCCGAUUCGGCGGCCGAGAGGGCUAAGCAGGCCAAGGACGCGGCGGCGGAGAAGGCCAAACAAGCUAAAGACACUACUAUGGGAAAGGCGGCGGAGUAUAAGGAUUACGCGGCGGAGAAGGCCAAAGAAGCAAAGGAUACGACUGUGGGAAAGGCCGCGGAGUAUAAGGAUUUUGCGGCGGAGAAGGCGAGGGAGGCGAAGGACGCGACGGUGGGGAAGGCGGCGGAGUACAAGGAUUAUGCGGCGGAGAAGGCGAUGGAGACGAAGGAGGCGGCGGCGGAGAAGGCGACAGAGGUGAAGGAUAAGGCGGCGGAGAAGGCGGAGCAAGGGAAGGAGAAGCUCGGAGAGUAUAAAGAUUGCACGGCUGAGAAAGCCAAGGAGAAUAAGGAUACAACGGUUAGUAAGCUUGGUGAGCUCAAGGAUACAGCUACUGGAGCUGCUAGAAAGGCAAUUGAUUUCUUUUCUGGCAAGAAAGAGGAGACAAAGGAGAAAGUGCCUGAGACAGGAGAGAAGGUUAAGGUAAAUAAGACUUGUGAAAAAUAUUGUUUGAUUUUGCAGGAGAAAUUGAGCGAAGAAGCGGAAGAAACGAGGCGAAAGAUCGAGGAGUUGAAGCUUAAGGGCUAUGAGACUACACAGAAGGCCGGUGAAUACAAAGAUACUGCCGGCGAAAGGGAUGAACCAGGGAAAGAAGGGGAGGUUCUGGUGGUAGCCUUAGAGGAGACCCGCCCGGGGUACGUGGCGGCUGUCCUCAAGGAGGCAGACCAGGAGACGGGCCAGACUUUCAACGAUGUGGGCCGGAUAGACGACGAGGGCGUUAUCAGAAUCGAGCGCAAGGACCGCCACGGGAAGAUGUGA
Morus notabilis is the source of this 1368-nucleotide messenger RNA. Its product is annotated as late embryogenesis abundant protein At3g53040. The record is from RefSeq and is a predicted model, not a curated record. NCBI's taxonomy places the organism in Eukaryota, Viridiplantae, Streptophyta, Magnoliopsida, Rosales, Moraceae.